This is a messenger RNA of Ogataea parapolymorpha DL-1, 1320 nucleotides long. RefSeq lists its product as uncharacterized. Gene Ontology annotation, molecular function: protein binding. Lineage: Eukaryota; Fungi; Ascomycota; Pichiomycetes; Pichiales; Pichiaceae. The record is from RefSeq and is a predicted model, not a curated record. The transcript has a single exon. The coding region runs from base 1 to 1320 and encodes 439 amino acids.
AUGUUGAACUGCCAUGUACGAUAUUUCUGGUUUCGCUGGCGCGUGGGUUAUCGGACCAUAACCAGAUUAAACCAGGUACACCCAGCUUUGGAGUACCAGCUUUCCAAUACUGAAAAGGCAGCCCGAACUUUGCUUGAUGAAACCAAAAUAAUUGAAACGCUUAAACUAAUAACCCCAAGCGAUCUGGUACAAGACGUUCAAUAUUCUAAUUUUCGCAAACCAAAGCCCAUCAAACACUAUCCACCGCCACCGCCAAAAAGUCUAGAAGAAUACAGCAUCAAUAAAUAUACCCGGGACCUUGCCGAGUCAAACUAUCAGUAUUCUUUCCAGGCCGAAAACUACAUCGAUCAAACGCUACAGGACUUAAUCAGCACAGGGGUAUUAAACCUACAAACUUACAAUUGCGUUUUAGAGCACUAUGUUCGAAAAGUCAAUUACCACCGCGCAAGCAUGAUUAAGAAAAGAAUGGACGAGGAUAAUGUGGAACCUGACAUUCAAACGUAUAACCUACUUCUCCAAUUAUACUUGAAGUACGAUAAAACCAAAACAGAAUCAGUAAUGAGUCUUUUUGAAAAGAUGAGGAAAGAGAAUAUGGAGCCAAAUCUGUCGUCUUUGUAUUUUGUAUACUCAAAUCUGAAGCAGAUGGAUCAUCUUCUACUUGAGGAUAUGAUGGUCAUGAAGGUACCUCUUGGAAAUAUCAAUACAGUGAUCGUGAAAAAUAUGGCUAAGUCAGGCGUUCCACCCAAACUCAUGCUUCGAUUUCUUGAGGACCACAAGAUUCACCGUGGCAUUCCAGUCAAUAAUGCAAUGAUUGAAGCUUAUUUGCAGCUCGAACCUGAAUCGGUAUUUGACUAUAUUGAUCAAAUUUCCCAAAACGAUGGUUUUAAAGGGAAUACCAAGACUGCAAAAUUGUUCGUUUCUUACUAUUGCACCAAGGGUGAGCCAUAUUUUGGUCUUUCGUAUGGCAAAUAUUUAGCAGAGAAGUUCCGAUUGACUAAUGCUGAAGAAAUCUACGUCACCAUGCUCUCGCACCAUCUGAACGUGGUUCUCUCACCGGAACGGUGGAUUGCACUGGCUAGAUACUACUACUACAAGGCAAAGAAGCUUGUUCCCGCAAAGUUGAAAAGUCAAAUAAUCGCCAAAUCCCUCACGCUUGACUCCAAUACUAAUUUCAGUGAAGAAUUCACCAAAGACGAAUUACAGGCCUUCCGAAGAAUUGACACCAUUUCCAAUUGGAAAGGGAAGCCUAUCACCAAGAUAUCUGAUAAUACCCCAGAAUACCAAAAACUGGUGGAAGAAUAUUUUAUGAAGAGUUAUUAA